Molecule: messenger RNA, 921 nt
Organism: Eremomyces bilateralis CBS 781.70
Lineage: Eukaryota; Fungi; Ascomycota; Dothideomycetes; Eremomycetales; Eremomycetaceae
Exons: 1
Coding region: 114-593 (159 amino acids)
Source: RefSeq, a predicted model, not a curated record
UAGUCCGAACAGAGCCUCAUCAGGGUCCGGUCAGUCAGUUGGAUCAUCACAUCAGUGUCCUCGGGGAAUUUAGGUUAGAUAUAUGCUCCCAUGGACUGUAACAGCCCCCACUCAUGAGUAGGUAUCCGUUUCCGAAACUCGAAUCUGGAUUACCUGUAUUGAGUGUUCCUAAUGCUGCCAAGAGGACAGAGGACAUCUCCCUCUCAUCUCCAUCUCAAUAUUAUCUGGUCGAAGGAUGGACGGAGAAACCAACCACUGAAGGAGACGUCGUCAUCGCCCGUCACGUCGUGAUUGGUCACAGCGUGACGUCCGACCACGUGAUUAGCCACAACUGGUCUAGCCGCCGCGUCAGCUCCCUGUUCCGCCAAUCAGCGCUCGCCAUACUCGGGGUUCUCACAUCGCCUGAGUCUCCCCCGUCUCCCUUUUCGAACUCUCUUCCUUUCUUCCCUUCCGCCCCGAUUCUCCCCCCCAUCCACCACCUAAUCACCAGUAGUCCUAGUAGAGGGCCUGCAACCCCCCGGCGUAGCCGCCACCUCUCCAUACUUACGCGUACCCUAUCCCCAUUACCCUCCCCAUCCCACCAGCUCGUCUAAUUCCGUCUCGUCUUCCUUCCUACUCCUCUUUCUUCUAUUCAUCUCGCCUACCGACUAACUAUCUGGACAUCUGGACAUCUGGACAUCUGGACGUUCUUUACAUUGACUCAACCGAGAACGGCAAUAAUCGUCUGCGACUUCCCGGCUCUGACUAGGUACGACCAGCAUCAGCUGCAUCGCCUCGCUCCAAAACUCCCGUCUGCCUGUGGCGGCAUUUCGUCUCGAAAAGACCGGGCUGUGCAUACGACGACGAUUCCAAGAGCGUGACGACUGCGGUCCACGCCGUCCGACUCAUUAUCCGCUUCUGCCUCCGAAUCUUCCUCGACUC